GAUUAACUGGGGCUCUGCCAAGGCGGCAGGGCAGAGUUUGAACCGCAGUGACAUAACACUCCGCUGUUUUCACCGCUGAGGAGAGAAAAGUUACCACCCAAUUAAAACCAAGGAGACAGGAACACACAUGGAGCAGUGCGCACAUUCAGCCAAGAGUCUGAAGGAUGUUUCUGACAUGGCCUGAACUUUCUUCUUCUUCUUCUUGUUUUUCUUCUUGUUCUUGUGGAGUGAAGCGGGGCCGUGCAGCUCGGAGCAUGCAGCCAGCAGAGAGUCUCUCUCUCGGGCUGAGUUUUUCCUGUGGUUCCGGCUCCUGGAGGAGAUGAGCGCGCAGGAUGGGACUGUGCCUCGGGACCGAAGCUACAGAGGAGGAGAAGAAGGCGAAGAUCCUCAGCACCAAGAUAGACAGAGAGCUGUACGAGUCCGCCAAGAGGGAGAUGAACGUGGUGAAGAUCCUGCUGCUAGGAGCAGCAGAGAGCGGGAAGAGCACUUUGGUCAAACAGAUGAAGAUCAUCCACAGUAACGGGUUCACCAAGCAGGAGCUCACCAGCUUCAAGCCUGCAGUGCUGGAUAACCUGCUGACCUCCAUGAAGUUUGUCCUCCACGGCAUGGGCGUCCUGAGGAUCAACCUGGCCAACAGCAGGAACAAGGUCCACGCCCAUUCUGUCCUGUCAUGUGGGCGCUGUUUUGACGAAGACCAGGUGCUGUUUCCUUUCCUUGGCCACGCCCUGUCCUGUCUGCUGGCCGACCAGGGCGUGAGGGCGGCGGCGGCCCGGGGAUACGAGUACGAGCUCAACGACUCGGCGCUGUAUUUCUUCGAGAACCUGAGCCGCAUCACGUCCCCAGAGUACGUGCCCACGGAGACAGACGUUCUGCGAGUACGGCUGAGGACGACCGGCGUCAUAGAGACCCAGUUCAAAGUCAACCACCUUGUUUUCAGGAUGUACGACGUUGGAGGCCAGAGAACGGAGCGGAGGAAGUGGAUCGCUUGCUUCGAGGACGUCCGGGCGGUGCUGUUCGUGGUGUCGCUCAGCGGCUACGACAUGACGCUGGUGGAGGACCCCGCUGUGAAUCGUCUUCAGGAGAGCAUGAAACUCUUCUGCUCCAUCUGCAACAACGUUUUCUUCCGCAGCACAUCCAUGAUUUUAUUCAUGAACAAGAUCGACCUUUUUCAAGACAAGAUUUUACACUCCGGGCGACAUCUGCGGCUGUACCUGCCCCAGUUUAAAGGAGCAGACUGUGAUGUGGACUCGGCCGCCCGCUUCAUCGCCGCCACCUUCGUCUCGCUCAACGUCACUCCCAGCAAACUCAUCUACCACCACUUCACCACCGCCACCGACACCUCCAACAUCCAGGUGGUCUUCCAGGUGGUCAUGGACACGAUAAUCAAAGAGAACCUGGAGGCCGUGUCGCUGCUGUGAGACUUCACUGGACCGCACCUCUGGAAGUGUCGUUUUAAAAAAAAAAGACAUGAAGAUCAUCUGCUCUGUUGCCUGUUCUCUCCCUGAGGAGAGAAACAGCCUGGGAGCAGGAAACUGUUUAAAAAGAAACACAGAAGAAGAAGAAGGACCACGUGGCUGUUCCUGAACCCUAGAACCUUUAAAACCUUUAAAACCUUAUUUAAAGGGCAUUUAUAUUUUUGUACUGUACUAUAAAAUCAGACUGAAUGCUGAAGUUUCUGAGGACUUGAUACACUUUGCCCAUCUCUUCCUGUGUGUGUGUGUGUGUAUGUGUGUGUUUGUCUUCAUAUAGUUGUGAGGACCAACCCAUGGCAGAAUACCAACAUUGUGAGGACAUUUGUAGUUGUGAGGACAUUUUUUCCAGUCCUCACAAAGAAAAUGCUAGGAUAGCCUCUAAAGGCCUUAAUUAAUCAUCUGUAUGAAUUUCAGGGAAGGUCCUAACAGAGAUGGUAAACCCUGAAAUGUGUGUGUUGGGCUAGGGGAAGUGGCGGUCCUCACAACUAUUAAAGACAUGUAUGUAUGUGUAUGUGUGUGUUUGUCUUCAUAUAGUUGUGAGGACCAACCCUUGGCAGAAUACCAACAUUGUGAGGACAUUUGUAGUUGUGAGGACAUUUUUUCCAGUCCUCACAAAGAAAAUGCUAGGAUAGCCUCUAAAGGCCUUAAUUAAUCAUCUGUAUGAAUUUCAGGGAAGGUCCUAACAGAGAUGGUAAACCCUGAAAUGUGUGUGUUGGGCUAGGGGAAGUGGUGGUCCUCACAACUAUUAAAGACAUGUAUGUAUGUGUAUGUGUGUGUUUGUCUUCAUAUAGUUGUGAGGACCAACCCAUGGCAGAAUACCAACAUUGUGAGGACAUUUGUAGUUGUGAGGACAUUUUUCCCAGUCCUCACAAAGAAAAUGCUAGGAUAGCCUCUAAAGGCCUUAAUUAAUCAUCUGUAUGAAUUUCAGGGAAGGUCCUAACAGAGAUGGUAAACCCUGAAAUGUGUGUGUUGGGCUAGGGGAAGUGGUGGUCCU
This is a messenger RNA of Centropristis striata (black sea bass), 2466 nucleotides long. It is a transcript of the gene gnav1, whose product is annotated as guanine nucleotide binding protein (G protein) alpha v1. Gene Ontology annotation, molecular function: G protein-coupled receptor binding; GTPase activity; guanyl nucleotide binding. NCBI's taxonomy places the organism in Eukaryota, Metazoa, Chordata, Actinopteri, Perciformes, Serranidae. Gene Ontology annotation, cellular component: heterotrimeric G-protein complex. The transcript has 9 exons. The coding region runs from base 333 to 1418 and encodes 361 amino acids. Gene Ontology annotation, biological process: adenylate cyclase-modulating G protein-coupled receptor signaling pathway; Rho protein signal transduction. The record is from RefSeq and is a predicted model, not a curated record.